Cyphomyrmex costatus is the source of this 1788-nucleotide messenger RNA. RefSeq lists its product as uncharacterized. The transcript has 3 exons. Bases 1 to 1788 code for a protein of 595 amino acids. The record is from RefSeq and is a predicted model, not a curated record. NCBI's taxonomy places the organism in Eukaryota, Metazoa, Arthropoda, Insecta, Hymenoptera, Formicidae.
AUGUCGGAUUACAAUAAACCAAGCUGCAGUCGCUCUGGAGGUACAUUAGUAUGCAAUGUUAAGCCGAAACAUGUAAGAUCUUUGAAUUUUGGACAAUCGAUCCUCGAACUCAAUGCCAUUGACCAGUGCUACGUACCGAAUCGCGUCCUCGUAAUCGACAAGAAUGUAGCUCACAUACCAUGUACCGAGAAGAAGGAUUACGUGCUUAAGUGGCUCGAGACUCUCGAGAAUGGCAAAUGCGAUCCAUCUCAGAUGUCCACCGUUUUAGAAACAUCAAAUACUACAGCUUCCCAGACAUCGCCGAUACUUGGUAAGGGCAGGAAACGAUUUAACAGAAAGAUCUGUGUAAAUAGAAACGCUGCAGAAAGAAGGCAGGGCAAUGUGGAUCACCAAGAGAAUGCAGGGCACUCUGCGAACUAUAUAUGGUCUAACAAUAAGUCAAAUGAUGAAUAUAAAAAGAAUAGUAAGGAAAAUAAACCUACGAGCGAGACGCAGCUUACACCAUCUGACACGAAAAAAAUAGUUGUUGACGAGACGUCUCCUAUUCUAGGUAUGCAUCGUAUUUUUAAGAAAAAGAGAAGAAAAAAAUUACAGUAUAAAGUAGAAGAUAGUGUUUCGCCAGAAUCUUCAAAAUUACCUGACCCUAAAAACUCAGGUCCAAAUAUAAAGUUAAUAACGAAACCUGAUAGUUAUUGUAAUAAUCCAAGAGAAAUGCCUAUGGACCAAGAUAAGUUGGAGAACAAUUUAGAUAUUAAAACUGAAACAUUUAUCAUCUGGACUCAAGCAAAGGAAAGUCCAGAGAAAUAUCAGAAAUAUAUAGAAACAAUUUCACCAUCGACACAAGAGAAAUUGAGUUUUGCUAACAGCUCAAGUAAUGAUACUGAUCGAAAUGAUUCAAGAAUAGAAACAGGUACAAACAAUGAUACCAAAAAUGAAGAAUAUAAUGGACUGACAAACACAUCUAGCAGUAACAGUAAUCUAAGUCAUUUCAUAGAGGAUGUUGAUACACAAGAAAUUGCAAAAACAUCUCAAUCUUUAAUAGUAGAUAAAUAUUCGAUCCCUUCAGGACAACCAUUUGACUUGGAUGAAGUUUAUUGUUCGGAAGCAGAAAUGAAGCCGAAUCAAAGUAUACCUCUUUCAACUAAAGUCUCUGAGGUGCAAUCUUUAAGCAAAACCACACAGAAGACAGGUAGCAAAUCGACUCAAACUGCCAUUAUUAGCACAAUAACAACACCAUCGAAAAAGUCUCCUAACAGGAAUAUGUUUGCACAUCUUUUGAACUCUGAAAAAAAACGUCGCAGACCUAAAAAAGGAAGUAUGGCUGCAAGAUUGCAUUCUUUGAUUAAUGCGCAAGUAUCCAGCAUUCGUAUAUGGCGUUAUCGACUGAAUAAGGAACAUGACAUUACAUCGGCACAGUAUAUCAGUAUAUUUGUACAUGAGUGCACAAAACAAUUUAGCAACCAAUUUCUGAAAGGUGUUCUAAUCGAGGAUCGCUUCAAUCUCCUGCAAAGCGAUGAACAGGCAGAGGCACAAAAUACUCAGGUUCAAUUAAAGGAAGUUUCAUAUAAAAAUAUAACAAUUAUGUUGGUCUGUGAUAUAGUCGGUACAUUAAAAAUGAUAUCUAAAGUUAUAAUUAACGUUUAUCCGCCUUGGAAUAUUUUAGACAAGGAUGAUCUUACCCUAGAAGCAAUGAUUAGUGUUAUAGGGACUCACAGCAGAUGGCUCUGCAGUCAUUAUGAUUUGCCAGCGUUUUGCUGUCAAUGUCAAGAAUAUCAAGAAGUUGUUUAG